GGUUUUGGUGGCUGGCUCGGGCCGGGCGUAGCGGCCGCUUGGCUUGUCCCCUGGCCGCGUGAGGAGCCACUUUUGGCCUUCGGUGCCCACCGGGUCCUCACCCCGCGGCGUAUGGAGCGUCCCAGGUCUCCUGCCCUUUCCUCAGUGACCACACGCCCUCUGACCUCACAGUGCUGGGGCCUUCAUCGGGCCUGGAGCCCUUCGUCCCAUGCUGCCUGUCGCCAGCAGAAAGAGGGGCCUGGGGCGUCGGGGGCAAGGCCUGAGAAGAGGUCACCCUCCAUCCGGCAUCAGGAGCGGCCCGUGCGUGCGCGAGCGGUGAGCGGAGCUCCCUGGACACGGCCCCGAGGAGAGCUCUGCUGGCCUGGCUGUGAUGGAGUGUACCUUACCAGGCAUGUAACUGGACUUUUUCUGCAGUGCUUUUCUUCUGGGCAAUCCAAGAUGGCCAGGAGCUGCUCCGAGUGCAAGGAGAAGCGGGCAGCACACAUCCUCUGUACCUACUGCAACCGCUGGCUGUGCAGCUCCUGCACGGAGGAGCACCGGCACGGUCCUGCGCCCGGGGGCCUGCUCCUGCCGCGCACCCAGAAGGCACCUCCAGGAGUGAGCGGCGGUCCUGGAGACUUGGCCGUGUGCUGUCCUCUGCACACACAGGAGGUGCUCAGGCUCUUCUGCGAGACCUGCGACGUGCUCACCUGCCACAGCUGCCUCCUGCUGGAGCACAAGGAGCACAGGUGCCGACAUCUUGAGGAAGUUUUACAAAACCAGAGGAUGCUCCUGGAAAGUGUGACCACGCAGGUGGCGCAUAAGAAAUCCAGUCUGCAGACGUCGGCCAAGCAAAUCGAGGACAGGAUUUUUGAGGUGAAGCAUCAGCACAGGAAGGUGGAGAACCAGAUCAAGAUGGCCAAGAUGGUGCUGAUGAGCGAGCUGAACAAACAGGCCAACGGGCUCAUGGAGGAGCUGGAGGGCAUCACCAACGAGCGGAAGCGGAAGCUGGAGCAGCAGCUGCAGAGCAUCAUGCUUCUCAGCCGUCAGUUUGAGCACGUGCAGAAUUUCAUUACCUGGGCUCUCUGCAGCAAGACCAGCGUCCCCUUCCUCUUCAGCAAAGAGCUGAUUGUGUUUCAGAUGCAGCGACUGCUGGAGACAAACUGUAACACAGACCCCGGCUCCCCUUGGAGCAUCAGAUUCACGUGGGAGCCUAACUUCUGGACCAAGCAGCUGGCUUCCCUUGGCUGUAUAACUACGGACGGCGGACAGCUGUCGCGGGCAGAUCCUCCUGCUUAUGGAGGCUUCCAGGGUCCAUCAUCUUUCUGUCAAAGCCAUCCGUCCCCAGUGGCUCCGCAAGAGACUCCGAGCCACCCUUCGUACAAGUUCCAGUCGCCAGCCCUGUGCUCCUCAUCGGUCUGCUGCUCUCACUGCCCCCCAGUGUCGCCCUCCCUCAAAGGCCAGAUCCCCCCACCCAGCCUGCACCCAGCCCACAGCUUUAGGCCGCCCUCUGAGAUGCCCCAGCAGCUGGGGUCCCUGCAGUGCUCCGCCCUGCUGCCCAAGGACAAGGACCUGCCCUGCCACCCGCAUUCUCCCAAGCUGCUGCAGCCCUGGCUGGACACGCAGCCCCCUGCCGAGCCGGAGAGCGGGUCCCAGCGGCUGGGGCAGCCGCCGGCCCCCCAGCCCGUGUGCGUCGUCCCUCCCCAGGAUGCCCAGCAGGGCGCCCACGCGCACCCCGCCUCACACACACCCUCUAUCCACGUCCAGUUCGGCCACCACCAGAAGCUGAAGCUCAGCCACUUCCAGCAGCAGCCACAGCAGCAGCUGCCACCUCCGCCCCCGCCGCCACCCCCUCCCCCGCAGCAGCCACCCCCGUCCCUGCCUCCGUCCCAGCACCUGGCUCCCGGUCAGCAGGAGGGCCCUCCUGGGCCUGCCUGUGCCCAGAACGUGGACAUAAUGCACCACAAGUUUGAGCUGGAGGAGAUGCAGAAGGACCUGGAGCUGCUCCUUCAGGCUCAGCAGCCCAGCCUGCAGCUGAGUCAGACCAAGUCCCCUCAGCACCUUCAGCAAACCAUUGUGGGGCAGAUCAACUACAUCGUGCGGCAGCCGGCGCCCGUCCAGCCCCCGAGCCAGGAGGACCCCGUGCAGGCUGCGGAUGAGCCCCCAGCGCCUGAAGGCCCAAAGCCAGCCCUUCCUCUUGACAGGAGCACCGUGGCCAGCCUGCCCCCGGCAGCGGGCGGGGAGACCCCGCACCCCGUCCCCGCCCUGGACGGCGCCGCCCAGCACGCGUCUGCGAACGUGGCAAGAAAGCACAGCACCUCCGUGAGCACCACGGGCUCUUCCAACACGCUGGAGAUGGCGCUGUCGUCGCCCAGGCUGGCGAGGACCCUAGAGCCACAGCUCCAGAGCAUGAGCAGCCUGACAGCCGCCCCCGCCCAGGUGGUGCCAAGCCUUCUGAGCGGCCCCUCGCCCACCGUGUCCGGCCUGACGAGCGGUCCGAGCCAGGCGGCGUGCAGCCUGUCAGCCAGUCACCUGCCGGCCAUGCCCGGCCUCAUGCGUGAUCCCUCCCAGGCCAUCACGAGCCUGGCUGGUGCGUCUCAGGCUGGGCCCUGCCUGAUGUCCGGUCCUGCCCAGGCUGUGCCAGGCCCCACGGCUUGUCCUCUGCAGACCGCACCUCCCGCCUCGGACGCGCAGCCGGAAACCGGACCCAGCUGCAGUCCUGGCUCUGGCCGAGCUGCAGGGAGCCUGUGCCCCGGGGGUGGGGCCGACCCCUCCCUGGGGGGUGCCCUGUGUAAGAUGGAAAGGGAGGACCGUCCCCGCUUCACUGACUCUCUGGGACAAGGCCCCACAGCCCCUGGUCUGGAAGCUGCCCCCUCGGAGCUGGAGGAGCCCAUUAACCUCUCUGUGAAGAAACCCGCGCUGGCCCCCGUGGUCAGCGCAGCCGUGGCCCCGCAGCGGCCCCAGGCCCGGAAAGAGGGUGAGAACUUGGAACACGGAGCCCUGGAGCUGGACCCAAAGGGGAACCAGAGCCUCAGUGAGCCCAAGGUUCCCUACGUGCGGCUAGAGCGGCUCAAAAUCUGCGCUGCCUCCUCGGGAGAGAUGCCGGUGUUCAAGCUGAAGCCACAGAAGGACGACCAGGACGGGCGCCUCCUGCUGAUCAUCGAGUGUGGGGCCGAGUCCUCCAGCAUGUCCAUCCAGGUCAGCCAGGCCCCAAAUCUGGGGGGAAGAAAGGUCGCUGUGGAGUCUCUGCCGGGCCGCGGCCCCCGCAGCUGGAGAGUGCCUCUCCUGAAGAAGACGGGCUCCUGCCUCGAACCCCUGGAGCCAAGAAGGGGCCCCCAGCCCCAGUGGAGAACGAGGACUUCUGUGCCGUGUGCCUCAACGGCGGAGAGCUGCUGUGCUGCGACCGCUGCCCCAAAGUCUACCACCUGUCCUGCCACCUGCCAGCCUUGCUCAGCUUCCCAGGGGGGGACUGGGUGUGUACCUUGUGCCGCAGCCUGACCCAGCCCGAGAUGGAGUAUGACUGCGAGAAUGCCCGCUACGACCAGCCUGGAGCACGGGCCCCGCCUGGCCUGAGCCUGUGCGACCAGAAGAAGUGUGAGAAGCUGGUCCUGUCCUUGUGCUGCCACAGCCUCAGCCUGCCCUUCCACGAGCCCGUGAGCCCACUGGCCCGCCAUUACUACCAGAUUAUCAAGAGGCCCAUGGACCUGUCGAUUAUCCGGAGGAAGCUGCAGAAGAAGGACCCCGCUCACUACACCACGCCCGAGGAGGUGGUGUCCGACGUCCGCCUCAUGUUCUGGAACUGCGCGAAGUUCAAUUACCCCGACUCCGAGGUGGCGGAGGCAGGGCGCUGCCUGGAAGUGUUCUUUGAGGGCUGGUUGAAGGAGAUCUACCCGGAGAAGCGGUUUGCUCAGCCCAGGCAGGAGGACUCGGACUCCGAGGAGGUGUCCAGCGAGAGUGGCUACUCCACGCCCCAGGGCUUCCCGUGGCCCCACUACGUGCAGGAGGGCAUCCAGCCCAAGAGGCGGCGACGGCACAUGGAGAACGAAAGAGCAAAACGAGUGUCGUUCCGUCUGGCCAGCAGCAUCUCACAGGUGUGAGCGUGGGAGCGAGGCCGCGCGCCUGGCGCCCCAUCCUCUUCACCGCCCUCCCCGCCUUCCAGCUCCUUCUCUGCCGAUCGGAUGUGAGAUGAGUCUUGUCGAGUUCGUAGCACCCUUCUCUGCCGUCUGCCUCUCACCGCACGUCCUUGGGAGCCAGAGCGCGUCCAGGCCAGAGGAGAGUUCAGGAAAAGACACAAGGGGGUGUCCCCUGUGCCCAGAACAGUUCGGUGUGUGGGGUCCCUCUGCCGAGACCGAGCCUGAGCAGGCUAAGGGGGACCAGGUGUCCGAGGCGAAUUCUUUCUGCUCGGGGAAAGCGGACGUUGCUCGCCGUCCCGCGCGCAGGGCUGGGGAGCAGCGUGUGUGUCCGAACCCUCCUGGGCCCAGCAGGGGGUGGAAGAGGGAGCAAGGCUCUGACACGGGGCCUGUGACCCGGCCCCGCACAGCCAGAGACUGGCACUGCUUGCCUCUGUCUGUCCUGCUCGGACAGCUCCUGCCCUGGGCAGGGUAACGAGGCUCCCGGAGGCCACAGGCCUCCUUGGUGCCUCUCCGGGUUCUAACGGUUUCCAGGGUAUCUGUUCUUCAUGCCCCCUUUCCUGCUGCAGACACGGGCGGCUCCUCUGAAGCCCCGGAUGGGAUGGCCUUCUCGGCGGGGCUGGGGGCUGUGCAGAGACCACUGACAGCCCCGAUUUCACGUGCGGGCUUCAGAGGAUGUUAACUUCAGAGCCAGCCCUCUGUGCCACCUACUUUGGGCUGAUAGUUCUUCUUUGGGGUCAGACCCUGCUUCCUGGAAGCGAUUACUGGUGGCCAGUCCUUCGUUAUGUCCUUCAGGGCUCCAGAUCCUGAGGUCGGCUUGGGGAGACUGGGAGGCAGCAGCUGUCUGUCUGACACACACAGCUUUCAGGGCAAGAGGAAGGACCCACACCCCCCCUGCUGGGCCUCUUCUGCUUAGAGGGCCUGGCUGUCAGCGCCUCCACUCCGCAGAGCCAAAGAGCAGAAUCGAGUCCUCUGACUCCCCCGUCCCCAGGCUCUCCACAGCCCAGGAAAAGCCAAGACUCUGCUGGUGGCCUUUUUUUUGCUGGAGGUUGGAGAAGGCCGGAGGGGCCAGCAGUAGGCAGGCCUAGACAUUCUGGGAGUUCUGUCUGGGAUGGAAAAGGGGGCAGCUGAGCGUCAAGAGGCUCUUUUGGUGUCCUUUGGUGACCCUGGAGCAGCCGCAGGACUGAGUCUCUCCUGGAACGCAGGAGGUUUCCUGGAGGCCACAGGAGCUGGAUCUUCGUGGUCCGUGCAGAGUGUCUGGGGGAAGGGGCACAGGCAGAUGCCGGGGUCAGCCCACCUCACAGCGAGGGCUUUGUGGAGAGGGAGCCCGCGGCUGAGGUUGGCUGGCCUGGAGACCGCUCUCCUUUGUCCUGUCGUGGAGUCGCUGAUUUCAAGGGCGUCUCGGGACAUGGCUUUGUUUUUGCCGAGAGCUGCGGUUGGAGCAAGUUUUUGUUCUAGGGCCCUUGUUGAUGGAAGGUUGCGAUCAGAGGAAACAGACUUUCUCUGCUUGGGCGUCGACGGUGCUGCUCCUUUUCUCCCCAGCCAGGCCGAGAGGGCGGCGUCCCCUCCAAGCAGGCUGUGCCCACGGCCCUGCCAUCCUGUCACCAGCACAAGCUCUCCUAAGCACAUGGGCUUCCAUCCUCCCGCUCUCUGGUCCAGGGCAGCCUAGUCCUCAAUACUCCAGGGCCGCCCGUCUCUGGCUGUAACCCGCUGCUCUGCGAUCACGUGACUCUCUAGGUGGGGCCCUGCUGCUCCCCUUCCGUUUUCGGAUCUUCUUCUCUGUUGAGUUGGCUUGACAAGCUUCCUUCUCUGAUUACCUCUUCAUUCCGUCUCUUGGUCGCCCUCCUUCGUCUGGCCGCCUUCCCUCCUCCCCUGACUCAGGCUCUUGGGGCUCUGUGUUGGGCAGCCAGCCCGGUGAGGGCCGGGACAGGCUCUAGCUCAGUUGACGUCAUGCCCCAAGACCAGAGGGAACCCCAGAUGUGAAGCAGAAGCACCUGCUUAAAUCCUCGGCGCCCCUUCUAUCAGUGAAGUUCCCAGGUUGGGUGUCGCCUGCUGGGCCCGAGGACCUUAGUGACAGGGCGGACAGCCCCGCCGUCCCUUCCCACCGCAGAGACACCGCGUGCUGAGACGCCCCCUGCGGCCCCUGAGCAGGGGCAGGCGAGAGGUAGGGUGUCUUCUUCCCAGGCUGUGAAGCCUUGGCCCGCAACCCCGUCCUUGCGCUGCUCACCCCACGGCCCUGUCUCUCCCCGACGCUCCUGGCUGCCGAGCACACGUUUUAAUGGUGUGGUUUAGUCUGGGCACGUGGAAAACAACAUGAGUUUUUAGAAAUUAAACAAAGGCUACUAGCGAGUGACGGGCCGCAGGGGCCCUGGGCUCUCCUGCUUCCCCUGCUUUUGGCGUAUCCCCAUGACAGCCCCAUUUGGGGGUCAGUUAAGUCCUUUGGCCAUUGGUAGAGUCAUGAAAUGGAAACGCAGAGGGUUCUGGAUGCUUCUUACUCACAGUGCUGACCUAGAGGAGGAGUUGGGUUUCUCGGAUGUGCUGAGAAGCAGGACAUGGCGCGGUUUCUGCCGACACCGAGGGGCGUCUAGAGCUUUCUUUGGAACGUGGCUAGGUUCCCUGCCUAACUUCGAGCAGGCACCAGCCUCCCCUGCUGCUGCCCCUGCGGGCACCCUCCUCAGCGGCAGCCGCCAGGUCCUCCUCUGUAGGCGCUGCUCCACGGGAGGCUCUGCCGUCCACCCUGCAGACUCCGGCUCCCGGGACCCGUUUCCCGCAAUGAUGGGCCUUUGCCUUGUUCCUAAGACCCAGCCCCCCCGUUUGUUUCUGGGCUCAGCUCUGCCUUCUCUUUCGCUCCCCGUGUCACCGUGGUCCUUUCUUCUGAGCUCCAGAGCCGAGAUCUCGCUCUUCCUGCAAUACUGUUCCCCGUGCCUCCUCUUCCCUCUCCCUGCCGUUUAUUUUAGUUGCCUGCGCCUCGAGCCCAGUCCCGAGACCUUGGCUCUCUGGACCCCUUCCUCUCCGGAGCCAGAACCCGUGACGCACUGACACGUGGCUUGGCCCCCUGAACCGUCUCAUCCCUCCACCUUCCGCGGACACUGUCACCGCCAUCCGUCUUCUCCGGGCCGCGAAGCGUGGCACAUUCCGAGUCUCCAGCCUCAGUCGGGCUCUCAGCACGGACUGGCUUGUCCUUGACCUGUUGCUGCUCAGCCCCGUCCAUGCCCUUGGUCUGCUCUCAGCCGACGCCUGACCUCACUGCCGCUUUCCAGAGGAGACGCCCCAAAGCAAGAGCUUCCUGUCGGCGCCCCCCUGUCUGGAGGGUUUCCCAGUGGAGAUGGGGACCCUGCUUCAUGGUUUUCCCCCCUAGACCCCAGCCCAUCAGGCCUGCGCCCUCCUCGGCACCUUCCCUGUCGCUCCGGCCCACUCCGUUUCUUGAAUCCUGCGAGAGGCCCUCCAAGGCGAGGCCCGCACCCAUCCCGAGGCCUCGGCCUCCGUCCCCGCUGGCCACCUCCGCGCGGCUCGCCAAGCCGAGGCUCUGCCCAAGAUCCCAGCAGCUUCUUAGAGUGCGCUGCUCGUCACCCUGCGUAUCCUUGUCAGCCGGAUCUGUUGACAAAGAUCUUGUCACGGAUUCUUCUUGGUCAUUCUUCAGCCCUCUGUCGUUUAUCAUGAAAGCCACCAGUGACCACUCAGUUGCCAAAUCAGAGGAGUGCCCCUCAGCUGCCCCGGGCCCUUCCCGUCGCGCCUCCUCUCCGAGCCCCGCCUCCUCGGGCCCCCCGACACCACGCCGGCCGAGCUUCUUGGAGAUACUGACGGGGCCCCUCUGCAGCUUUCUCCCCUCCAGGAGCUGGACCCGCGGCAGGAAGCACGGCCGCUGCUGCCCCCGCCCGCGUGUCUGCCUGUCUUCUCGAGCCCCUCCUCCUCCUCGUGCCACGCGUGGGUCUGAGCCCUGCGGGCAGCUCGGGGCCGUGACUCUUCGCUAGCGCUCUCCCGUGCGGCCUAGAGCCAGAUUUGAGCCAUGUUUGCCACGAGGCCCCAAGAACGUGGGUUGGGACUUAGCAAAGCCAGAUUUGGGUUGCCAGGCUGGUGGGUAGCUCGUCGCGGUGACCCGCGUGCCAGUCGGAGCUUCCCAAGGCGGUCAGCAGCUUGGGAUCGUGGGACGGCUGUUUCCAUGCAGGUUCGUGCCGCUGGCCUGGAGGAGCGUCCUGCCAGGCCUGGGUGUCUGCCACCGACCACACCGGGUGCAGGGACACGGGGAGGGCUGCGACUCUGGCGUGGGGUUCAGCGGGGCCAGCCGGGCCCUCAGCCGGAUCUCUCCCGUCCAUGCUGAUCACCAGCGCCCGCCUUGCUCCCGGGGUGCCCAGGGCUGGAGGCCGAUGCUCUUUGUGUUCCUGGAUGAAGGAGGCUGUGGUAGAAAGACAGCUGACCCGAGAUGCUGAACACCUGAACUCUGGUUCUGCCAGUCACGAGCUGUGGGAGCUCGGGUCCAGCUCCCUUGUUUGCAAAGUCGUGGGGAGGAGAGGGGGUGAGGGCAGUGCCCUCUCAGGGGCUCCACAGCUCCGGAGAUGGUAACGUGAUGCUCCUGGUAAAGCUCCGGCCACACAUCGAACGGGGGGCCUGGGGGAGGACCCAGCCGGGGAGGCUUGCUCGGGCCGGGCGAGAGGGCUGGUGGGCCGGCCCGAGCUGCUCUGAGGACCCUCCUCCGCGGCCGGCUCUGCUGCUGGAGCCCCGCGCCCCUUCCUGGAGCUGCGCCCCUUUGCCGGCCCCCGAGGCCGGGGUCCUGGGGCCUUUCCCGGGAGGGCCGUUGCAUCCACAGUGGCUGGAGGCUCGAGGGAGGAACAGUGUGAGGGGAGGUGUCGCUGAUCCUCAGAGGACCUACGCGAUCAAGAACUAAUUAAAACAGCACUUUUCUUUACCCA
Molecule: messenger RNA, 9016 nt
Organism: Sus scrofa (pig)
Lineage: Eukaryota; Metazoa; Chordata; Mammalia; Artiodactyla; Suidae
Gene: TRIM66
Product: tripartite motif containing 66
Cellular component (GO): chromatin
Molecular function (GO): protein binding; zinc ion binding
Source: RefSeq, a predicted model, not a curated record